AUGUUCUCGCUCUCCUCGUGGCUCUGGCCGACCCCGCCCACCCCGCUGGAAAUCGAUGCGUUCCCGCACGUCAUCGACGCCGUGCUCGAGUCCGCCGACCUCUCAACGCUCUUAGUCCUCCGCCAGACCUGCCGCGGCAUGAAGGCUCUCGUUGAUGCGCGCUUCGCGCACAUCGUUGCAGGCCCCGACGGCUCGCUGCGCGCCGUGCCACGCCGCCCCUCCCCCGCAUUUGAGGAGCAGUACGAGGGCAUCGACAUCGCGCCCCUCGUCGACGCAUGGUGCCGCUCCGCCGCGGGCGGCGCGAGCUGGUUCCGCCGCCGCCGUACCGUCAAGCCAUUCAUCUUCCGCACUGCUCGCCAGAUCGACCGCUACCACUGCCCUGGGCAGGCUGCACCGGGCGCGUCGCCGCCCGCGCCGUGCUCGGGCGAGGGCGAGGACGGGUGUCCGUGCUCGUGCGCGCCUGUCCGUGGCUUGGUGCACUUUGACAACCUCGAGGCCGUGCGCGAGUGGCGAUGCCCCGAGGAGGCAGAGGGCACGCGCACCCCCAUCGGCGCGCGGUGGAGCCUCGACAAGCACCUCUCGAGUUUGUACGCGCUGCGUCCCGCUGUCGCUGCGGUUUAG
Cutaneotrichosporon oleaginosum is the source of this 621-nucleotide messenger RNA. RefSeq lists its product as uncharacterized. NCBI's taxonomy places the organism in Eukaryota, Fungi, Basidiomycota, Tremellomycetes, Trichosporonales, Trichosporonaceae. The record is from RefSeq and is a predicted model, not a curated record.